AUGGCACUGAACGAUUUCUUCGCCGGCGAGAUUGCAACGGAGCUAAUAAAAAUGCUAAUGACAAUAUCUCGUAAAUCCCUUUUAUGCAGAUCAAGCGCCGAACAACUCCUCAAUUACAUCAACGAACUCCUCCCAACAAUCCAAGAAAUCAAAUACUCCGGCGUCGAGUUACCGGAGCAACGGCAGUUUCAGCUCGACCAUCUCUCCACGAUUCUCCGCUCCGGCGUUGAACUCUCUCACAAAGUUCUCUCUUCAAGCCGCUGGAAUGUUUACAAGAAUCUUCAAUUAGCAAAGAAAAUGGAAAAACUUGAAAAGAAUGUUUCAAAGUUCAUACAGGGUCCCAUGCAGGCUCAUAUAUUGGCUGACGUGAGUCAUACUCGGUUUGAGAUGGCCGAGCGGUUCGACCGGGUCGACGCGGCCAACCGGAAGUUGGAGGAGUAUUUUGAUGCUAUGAAGAUUGGUGUUGGAGGUGGUGGAUGGGUGGAGGAAGCUGUUAGGUCUUGUAUGGAGGAAUAUGAUAAUUUGAAUGUUGAGGGUAAUUGUGGAAAUUUGAAUUUGAAUUUGAAUUUGAGUGUUGGUUUGGAUUUGGGGAAGAAGAAAGUUAAGGAGAAAGUUACUGGAAGAGAUGAUUUAUGGGUUGUUGGUAUUUGUGGAAUUGGUGGAUCUGGGAAAACUACUCUUGUUAGAGAGGUUUGUAGAGAUGAACAAGUUAGACGUUAUUUUAAGGAGAGAAUCUUGUUUUUGACUGUUUCACAAUCUCCAAAUGUGCAGCAGCUUAGGACAAAGAUUUGGGGACACAUAAUGGGAAAUGGAAGCUUGAAACCAAAUUAUGUUGUUCCUCAAUGGAUACCACAAUUUGAAUGUAGAAGUGAAGCUAGAACCUUGGUUGUUCUAGAUGAUGUUUGGUCACUCUCAGAUCUUGAACAACUUGUGUGUAGAAUGACUGGUUGCAAGUUUGUUGUGGUUUCAAGGUUCAAAUUCCCAACAAUAUUCAAUGCAACUUAUGAUGUUGAAUUGUUGAGUGAAGAGGAUGCUCUGUCUUUGUUCUGUCACCAUGCUUUUGGACAGAAAUCAAUCCCUUUAUCAGCUAAUGAGAGUUUGGUCAAACAGGUUGUGAGUGAAUGUCAAAGGCUUCCAUUGGCUCUUAAAGUGAUUGGAGCUUCAUUGAGAGAUCAAACUGAAAUGUUUUGGGCAAGUGUUAAAAACAGGUUAUCUCAAGGCCAAUGUAUUGGAGAAUCACAUGAAAUUAACCUAAUUGAAAGAAUGGCAAUAAGUAUCAACUACUUAAGAGAAGAGAUCAAGGAGUGCUUCUUAGACCUUUGUUCAUUCCCUGAGGACAAAAAAAUCCCUCUUGAUGUUCUCAUCAAUAUGUGGGUUGAAAUCCAUGAUAUUGAUGAGAAAGAUGCUUUUGCUAUUGUUGUUGAACUCUCCAAUAAAAAUCUUCUCACUUUGGUGAAAGAAGCACGUGCCGGUGGAAUGUACAGCAGUUGCUUUGAGAUCUCAGUUACACAGCAUGAUGUACUUAGAGACCUUGCGCUUAAUUUGAGUAAUCGCGCGAGCAUUAAUGAACGUCGGCGAUUAGUUAUGCCUAAAAGAGAGAAAGGACUCCCUAAAGAGUGGUUGAGACACAAACACAGACCAUUCGAAGCUCAAAUUGUUUCAAUUCACACAAGUGAAAUGAAGGAAAUGGAUUGGUGUAAUCUAGACUUUCCAAAGGCUGAAGUGUUGAUUAUAAAUUUCACAUCAAGUGAUUACUUUUUACCUCCUUUCAUAGAUAGAAUGCCAAAUUUGAGAGCAUUAAUAAUAAUAAACUAUAGUGCAUCGUAUGCAUGCCUUCACAAUGUUUCAGUUUUCAACAAUUUGACCAACUUGAGAAGCUUAUGGCUUGAAAAAGUUUCCAUCCCUCAAUUUGGAGACAUUUUGAUGAAAAACUUAGGCAAAUUAUUUAUAGUCUUAUGUAAGAUUAAUAAAAGUCUAGAGGAUAAACAGGUAAACAUGGCUCAAAUAUUUCCUAACCUCUUUGAACUCACUCUUGAUCAUUGUGAUGAUAUUACUGAAUUUCCCUCAAGCAUUUGUAGGAUACAAUCACUCCAAAACUUGAGUCUCACCAAUUGUCACAAUUUGUCUCAACUUCCUGAUGAAUUAGGCAGACUAAGGUAUCUAGAGAUUCUCCGACUAUACGCUUGUCCGAAUUUGAAGUCGCUUCCUCCUAGUAUAUGUGACAUGAUUAGAUUGAAGUAUAUUGACAUUUCGCAAUGCGUUGACUUGUCGUGUUUCCCUGAAGAGAUUGGUAAAUUGGUAAGUUUGGAAAAGAUUGAUAUGAGGGAAUGCUCCAUGAUUAAAAGUGUACCAAAGUCUGCUAUUUCAUUGAAGUCUUUAAGGCUUGUGAUUUGUGAUGAGGAAGUGUUUGAUAUGUGGAAGGAUGUGGAGAAGGCUAAGCCAAAUGUUCAUAUUCAAAUAUCAGAACAAUACUUUGAUUUGGAAUGGCUUAGAGAGUGAAUGGUUUCUUAUGUUCUUGUGAUGUUUGCACACAAAAUUAUUGUAAGACUUGUCCAUAAUUGUAUUUAAUGGAAAUUAUCUUCUUCAUAAACUAAAGAGGUGAAAAUUAUGGCAUAGUCUUUUUGUUA
Messenger RNA from Cicer arietinum (chickpea), 2627 nucleotides. Its product is annotated as CC-NBS-LRR disease resistance protein. The record is from RefSeq and is a predicted model, not a curated record. Gene Ontology annotation, molecular function: ADP binding. NCBI's taxonomy places the organism in Eukaryota, Viridiplantae, Streptophyta, Magnoliopsida, Fabales, Fabaceae.